Molecule: messenger RNA, 2613 nt
Organism: Cryptotermes secundus
Lineage: Eukaryota; Metazoa; Arthropoda; Insecta; Blattodea; Kalotermitidae
Product: regucalcin
Exons: 6
Coding region: 54-1091 (345 amino acids)
Biological process (GO): L-ascorbic acid biosynthetic process
Molecular function (GO): calcium ion binding; gluconolactonase activity; enzyme regulator activity
Source: RefSeq, a predicted model, not a curated record
CUGGCUUACUGCAAUUGUGACUAGCUCAAGUUACGUGGAGGAGUUCCCGAACAAUGGCGGUCUCCAAUGCAGCUUUCCGGUUCGCUGCCGGGCUUCUCACGUUUCUGGUCUCCGGCGGUUUCCGCGCUUGGGCCGAACCCACUGUGACCGCAGUAACUGAGCCCGUCGUGCAUGGUGAGGGCCCCCACUGGGAUGCAGAAACUGGUGUUCUGUUCUUUGUCGACAUUGACCAGCAACGCGUCAAUAAAUAUGAUCCAGCUACCAACAAAGUGACAUACGCACAGUUUGUUGGAGGUGGAGUAAGUCUUGUGAUACCAGUCAAAGGAACAAGAGCUCAGGAACUACUGACAACUCGUGGUCACGAUGUAAUAGUUUUCAGCUGGAACCAGGAAAAUGCGAGGUUCGACAGUUCAGAGAACAGCAAGAAUUUAUCAGUGAUUGCAAGAGUAGAAACAGAUGCAGAUAAAUCUGGAAACCGUUGGAACGACGGGAAAGCUGACGCCAAGGGCCGUCUGUGGGCAGGCACAAUGGGCCCCGAGCCGGUAGUCGGCUCCGUGACACCAGAUCAAGGUUCAUUCUAUCUGCUGCAAGCAGGAAGUGAUCCCAUAACCGAAAUAUCGCCAGUGAGCAUUUCCAACGGUCUGGCAUGGAGCGAAGAUAACACUCAGUUGUAUUACAUCGAUACAGCUACUGGCCAAGUCGACGUCUUCGAUUUCGAUCUGGAGAGGGCCAAGAUCGCUAACAGGAGGAAAGUUUUCAAUCUUGCCGAAAAUGGCGUCAAAGGGCACCCAGACGGCAUGACGAUUGAUUCUGAAGGAAAUUUAUGGAUUGCUGCUUUCGACGGCAGCCAGGUUAUCAACGUGGACCCUGACUCGGGUGAACUGAUACGCAGUGUGCCAAUCCCGGCCAGCCGAGUCACAUCUGUUACGUUCGGAGGCCCCAAUUUGGACAUCCUGUACGUAACUACGUCCCGACUAGGUCUUUCCGAGGUGGAACAGGAGCAGCAGCCAUUGGCAGGCUCUGUGUUCGCUGUCACUGGUCUGGGGGUAUCCGCCCUGGCACCCGCCAACAACGUUAUUCCUCCCGUCUAGAUUAACAAUUUGUGUUCGGAAUUGCUGUGAGCAGUACUAUAGAACGAUUUUACUACACCGUUCAGCGUGACUCAAAUGUUUCGGUCAAUUAAUGACAAUCUUCAGAAGGCAAAUAAUAACACGUUAAAUAAAUCAUAGUUCAUCAAGUUCAAAGUUGUUCGAAGAUUUUAAUCAUGCUAAAAUGUGGGGAGCUAAAAUAUUAAUAAAAUUCUUAAAAUGUAAAAUCUUAAACCGCUAAGGUUCAUAUCUUCGUGCCCCUUCUAUCAACGGGAGAUUGGCUAGAUUGCCACCUUUGCAGGUCUGGGUAGUGUUUUUUCUUCUUAUAUAGUUGGUUAAGAGUCUGUAGUUGAUGUUGAGCUUCUCCUUUCCUUGUUUGUUGAGGCACUGUGCCUCAGCAAACACACAAACAAGUAAAAUAAUUCUAUAAUAUUGACUAGUGUGACAGCCCAGAAUGAAUAAAGUUAAACUUUUUUUGAGCAAAUUUCUCUGCAGGUGGAGCCGACAGUUUUAUGUGGUUUCUAGUGAAAGCUACAUUACUGAUCUUACUUUCAAGUCGUUAGAGGGACAGCCUGCGCGUACAUUUCCCCGCUGAGUUAGUCACGCAACCAACUCCACUAUAGAAGGAUUAAAAUGAACUAAACUGGAGAACGCCUAAUAAGCCGUAUUAUCCUCCAACUAAGAGAAACCGAUGCAAAUAGAGAUAGAACCUUGAUUGUUCUUAUUUACGGAAACACUGAGCAUCAAAGUACCAAGCAUAAGGGUUAGUUUACGAACAUUAAGACGAUGUUUUAAUUUGCACAGAAAAGUGGGUAAGCUUUAGUAAUUUUAUUGUCAUAUUUUCGUUGGACGAUAACAGGUCUAAACGUGAGGAAUUAUCUAACAAGGGAAUCGAAAUAUUAUAUAGAUUCUGAAAUUUAGUUCAAAGAAGCUGAAAAAUUAAAAUUGUUAAAAAGAAAGAAAAUCCUUUCGUCAUAAUCCUCUGUCAUAAUAGUCAAAUUUGAGCACCGAAACAACAUGGCAACGUGACAAAAUAAAAUUUGAAAUGCAAGAUGGAAGGCAGGGCGCAAUGUUGCCCACAAAAACAAUAUUUUGGAAACGCUCAAAACUGAGCCUUUAGAAGAAGAAUUCCAUGCAUAUAUACUAUAACCGGUUUCAACAUGUCUUUCGAACGAAGGACUGCAUCACUGUGAGACAGCUCCUGAACUCGUGUCCAGCUGGAAGACGUCGUGAGGGCCUGGAUCGUUACAAACUGCCCUUAGAUGGUCUAACCUUGCAGUCAAAUUGAAGUAAUUAAGUGAACUAUUGACACAAUAUAACGUAACUUUUAUCAGAAACCGCAUGUUAAACAGUUUUCUUUACUUUGUUUUAUUGAUUAUAGUAAUUAUCGUAAUUAGUAAUUCGUAUAUAUUUCUUAUUGUAGUAUUUAAAAUUGUAUAAUCAGUGCUAGAGCUAAAUAGCUACGAGCAUAAUCUGAAAAUGUAAGCCACUAAUGCGUUUUCCUUAGUAAACACUUCAUACUGUA